Messenger RNA from Manduca sexta (tobacco hornworm), 2548 nucleotides. It is a transcript of the gene hep, whose product is annotated as serine/threonine-protein kinase dst3. Lineage: Eukaryota; Metazoa; Arthropoda; Insecta; Lepidoptera; Sphingidae. The record is from RefSeq and is a predicted model, not a curated record. Gene Ontology annotation, molecular function: protein kinase activity; ATP binding. Gene Ontology annotation, biological process: protein phosphorylation.
AGUUAAAUUGAGUGAAUGGAAAUGGCUGGCGAAGGAAAUUGAAGGAAAUCCUUGGACUGCUGCGCUUUUCAUUGUAAUUUUUGUGUAAAUAAAAUUUUGAUUACCCGUUUCGUAAUAAGUACUUAAAUGUUAUCAGUGCACUAUUUUGGUUACUAUCAUGUCAAAUAGUUCGAUUGAGGGGAAAAUUAAGGGUUUACAGGAACGUUUCGAUAAUGAAAUGCGUAUUCGGAGAGAAGGUGGCUUCUCCAGCCAAGGUGGAAUCGGAGUUUCCAGACCCGGGAAUGGUCGGAGAACUAAGCCUACUCCAGGUUUAUUUUCAAAUACCGGCAGAGAUAUACCAGCGUUUCCACCGAGGUCACCACAGGCUACUGAGACUGAGUACAGAAUGAGGGAGGUGUAUAAGGUGAGCGGCAAGCUGAACGUGGACGGCACGGAGUACAGUUCGAGCAUCGACGACCUCCAGCACCUGGGGGAGCUGGGCAGCGGCACCUGCGGCCACGUCGUCAAAAUGCUGCACAAACCUUCGGCUGCUGUUAUAGCUGUCAAACAAAUGCGUCGCUCCGGUAAUUCCGAAGAGACGAAACGCAUCCUAAUGGAUCUGGACGUGGUGGUGCGGUCGCAUGACUGUCCGUAUAUAGUGCGGUGCCUCGGCUGCUUCGUGACGGACGCGGACGUGUGGAUCUGCAUGGAGCUGAUGGCGUCGUGCUUCGACAAGCUGCUGAAGAGGCUCGCGGCGCCGAUACCUGAGGCCAUACUCGGCAAGGUCACCGUGGCGACGGUGAACGCGCUGUCGUACCUGAAGGACAUGCACGGCGUGAUCCACCGCGACGUGAAGCCGAGCAACAUCCUGCUGGACGAGCGCGGCAACGUCAAGCUGUGCGACUUCGGCAUCAGCGGCCGCCUCGUCGACUCCAAGGCCAAGACGAGGAGCGCCGGCUGCGCGGCGUACAUGGCGCCGGAGCGCAUCGACCCGCCAGACCCGACGCGGCCCGACUACGACAUCCGCGCGGACGUGUGGUCGCUGGGCAUCUCUCUGGUGGAGCUCGCCACCGGCGUCUUCCCCUACAGGGACUGCCAGAACGACUUCGAGGUGCUCACCAGGGUAAUAGCAGACGAUCCUCCUCAGUUACCAGACAGCACUGACUUCACUCCAGAGUUUAAGUCAUUCGUUUCACAGUGCCUCACGAAGAACUACAGACAGCGCCCUAAAUACGCGAAGCUUCUGGAACACCCGUUCGUGGUGAAGUCUGCGCGCAGCUCGGUGUCGGUGGGCGCGUGGUACGCGUCGCUGCCGCUGGCGGGCGCGGCGCUCGGCAGCAAGCCGCCGCCCAGCAACGGCGCCGACACGCCGCCCACGCCGCAGCCGGUGCGCAACUUCGUCACCAGCUCGCAGCACUGGCUACCGGAGCAGGUCACGCCGACGCCCACCAGGGCGUGGUGGGCGACGGCGAGCGGCGCCAACGCGGGCGGCAGCAGCUCGCAGCCCGCCAGCCUCGAGACUGACUUCUCCAACCACUCGCCCUACCCGAGGCGCAGGACGAUAGACGCGUGCGCAUCUCCCCCGCCCCCGCCGGUGCGGCGCGUGUCCGCCGACAACAGGUGGAAAGCAUCGCCCGUGAGUUCCGGUAACACGAGUCCCAUAGUGUUGCAGAGGUUUUACCAUCAAAACCAGCAGAGGAGAUCACGCGUCGACUUACACUCCACACCUAGGCAUAGAAGUUUAAGUAGAGAACACAGUACGGGACGGUCGCCUGAACCUCCACCAAGAACAAGCAGGCAGCAUCAAAUGUUAGGACAUGAGGCGAACGGCAGCGCGGAACCGGACGCGCCGUCGCUUCACGAGCGACUCCACCCGCAUCCGCCCUCGCCGCUGUUACUGCACGACAGGUUAUCGGAGGGCCGUAGCAAAAGCCUGACUCGAGCCGAGCUCCGCAACGGCUUCCGAAGUGAACACAGCGCCACGCCGCAACCGCACCCGGCGACCAACCACCACCACGACGACCAGGGCUGGCUGCACUCGCUCGCGGGGCUGGUGAAGCGCCGGCUCAGCGGGUACGUCAAGUGGCAUCACGUUGCAGCGCGCCGCGACACACACCACCAUGCGCACCACUUGCAACACAGGUGGGGUAACAGUGAAAGCUGGAGCAUGCCGGCGUCUCCGCUGCCCCCCCGCGCGCCCCCGCCGCGGCCCGCCGACUAGCGGCCGCGAGCCGUGCGCGUGCCGCGCCGCCGCGCUGGCGCCGCCCGAGCCGCGCUCCAUCCAGCUCUGACGCGUCACGCGUGUCGCACUCGUCACCGGCCGCCUGUCGCCUUGUCGCUUGUCGCCUGUCGCUUGUCGCCACGCGUCACGCGCCCGCCAUCAACACAUUGACGCUUAAUGAGAUUCGUUUCAUAAUGUUUAUUGUAACUAUAAGGAUACGACGUCAAAUAUAGUCUGCAAUAAUCGUGAUUUAUUGUAAUAUUGAAGUCAGAUUCGAAAUUAUGUUAGUUGAUGGUUUUAUUUUAUGUUUAAUGCUAGGAUACCAAUUAAAGCAUAUUGUUUAAAGAA